GCUGGAGUGGAUGUGAACGACUAGAACCCUGGGCUUUGCAGGGUGCUGGAAGCUGGAAGUCUCUGUCAUGGCCUGUCAGAAGAAGCCCCUGGGGGCUGGUCUACCAUGUUGACCACUGACUGGAGAUUGUGCCUGCUGAGGUCAAGAAAUGUAGCCGCUAAUUGCUGUAACCUAAAAACCUCACAAGCUUCAAGUCUCCAAGGACUCUCCAAAUCCCAGAAUCUCCCUGUCAUCACAUCCUAGAAUUUAAAACCUGAGACCAUCAACUUCAAGAAAACUUGGGGAUUUCAAAACCUGGCACCAAAGAAAGCAGGACCCACACUCGCCAGCUCUGUGAUCUUGGGCAAGUUGCUUGACUACUUAUGCCUCCAUUUCCUUCAUCUGUAUAGCAGCAACACAAUAAUGAUGAGAUGGAGCUCAAGGGGCCAUGGUGAGGUUUGAACGUGAUCACUUGUGAGAUGUGUUCAGCGCUGUAUCUGACCCACUGAAAAUUCAAGAUAAACAUCAGCUACUGAGAUGAUGGUGGAUAUUUGGAAUCCUAAAUCCUUGGAAACUAGGGCUUUAACUAGAGGCCCGCUCUCGGAAAAGGACUCGAUGCCCAACCCCAGGCCAGUCAAGCCCUCAGCCCCUUCCUUGGCCCUUGGCCCAUCCCCAGGAGCCUCGCCCAGCUGGAGGGCUGCACCCAAAGCCUCAGACCUGCUGGGGGCCCGGGGCCCAGGGGGAGCCCUCCAGGGCCGAGAUCUUCGAGGCGGGGCCCAUGCCUCCUCCUCCUCCUCCUUGAACCCCAUGCCACCAUCGCAGCUGCAGCUGCCCACACUGCCCCUAGUCAUGGUGGCACCCUCCGGGGCACGGCUGGGCCCCUUGCCCCACUUACAGGCACUCCUCCAGGACAGGCCACAUUUCAUGCACCAGCUCUCCACAGUGGAUGCCCACGCCCGGACCCCUGUGCUGCAGGUGCACCCCCUGGAGAGCCCAGCCAUGAUCAGCCUCCCGCCACCCACCACCACCACUGGGGUCUUCUCCCUCAAGGCCCGGCCUGGCCUCCCACCUGGGAUCAAUGUGGCCAGUGUGGAGUGGCUGUCCAGGGAGCCGACACUGCUCUGCACCUUCCCAAAUCCUGGUGCACCCAGGAAGGACAGCACCCUUUCGGCCACACCCCAGAGCUCCUACCCACUGCUGGCAAAUGGCAUCUGCAAGUGGCCUGGAUGUGAGAAGGUCUUCGAAGAGCCAGAGGACUUCCUCAAGCACUGCCAGGAGGACCAUCUUCUGGAUGAAAAGGGCAGGGCGCAAUGUCUCCUCCAGAGAGAGAUGGUACAGUCUCUGGAGCAACAGCUGGUGCUGGAGAAGGAGAAGCUGAGUGCUAUGCAGGCCCACCUGGCCGGGAAAAUGGCAGUGCCCAAGGCUCCAUCUGUGGCAUCAUCUGACAAGGCCUCCUGCUGCAUUGUAGCUGCUGGCAGCCAAGGCAGCAUGGUCCCAGCCUGGUCUGGCCCCCGGGAGGCCCCCGACAGCCUGUUUGCUGUGCGGAGGCACCUGUGGGGCAGCCAUGGAAACAGCACAUUCCCAGAGUUCCUCCACAACAUGGACUACUUCAAGUUCCACAACAUGCGACCCCCUUUCACCUAUGCCACGCUCAUCCGCUGGGCCAUCCUGGAGGCUCCAGAGAAGCAGCGGACACUCAAUGAGAUCUACCACUGGUUCACACGCAUGUUUGCCUUCUUCAGAAACCAUCCUGCCACCUGGAAGAACGCCAUUCGCCACAACCUGAGCCUGCACAAGUGCUUCGUGCGAGUGGAGAGCGAGAAGGGGGCUGUGUGGACCGUGGAUGAGCUGGAGUUCCGCAAGAAACGGAGCCAGAGGCCCAGCAGAUGUUCCAACCCUACACCUGGCCCCUGACCUCAAAACCAAGGAAAGGAGGAUGGACAAACAGGGGCCAAACUGGUGGAAGGCAGAGGUGGUGGGGACAGGGAUGACAGGCCCUGGAUGUGCCCACAGGGACCAAGAAGUGAGGUUUCCACCAUCUUGCCUGCAAGGGCCCCUGUUCCCCCGUUGGCAGCCACCCCCUCCCCCAUCAUAUCCUUUGCCCCAAGGCUGGUCAGAGGUGCCCCAGUCCCAGCCCCAGCCCCGACCUCUACACCAAACAUACCCCCCAUUCGAGCCCUACAGCCAAAAAGCCUGCCUCAGCUGCUCGCACAGAUGACUUCAGGGCUGGAAAAGUCACACAGACACACAAAAUGUCACAAUCCUGUCCCUCACUCAACACAAAUCCCAAAACACAGAGAUCCUGCCUCAGUACACUCGAACAACCUCAAAGCUGCGUCAUCAGACAAUCACACACAAGCAUGGCCCUGACAACCCACAUACCCCAAGGCACACACCCACAGCCAGCCUCAGGGCCCACCGGGGCACUGUCACACGAGGGUGUGCCCAGAGGCCUACACAGAAGCAGCGUCAGCACCCUCAGGAUCUCAGGUCCCACAAAGCCACACAGACACGUAAUUGCUCAUACAUGGUCUCAUGCAGCUCCCAACACAUGCUCGGUCACACACAUGGCCCGUUAGAACUCACCUACAUAUCUCACACAUGUGCACACACACAGCCCCCCAGUGGGUCUCUUGAGUCCCAUGCAGACACACAUAGCUACACACACUGACUUGCCAAAAAUACUCUGUGUCUCCCCUGCCACUCACCUCACUCCCAUGCCCUG
Molecule: messenger RNA, 2704 nt
Organism: Callithrix jacchus (white-tufted-ear marmoset)
Lineage: Eukaryota; Metazoa; Chordata; Mammalia; Primates; Cebidae
Gene: FOXP3
Product: forkhead box P3
Biological process (GO): regulation of transcription by RNA polymerase II
Cellular component (GO): nucleus
Molecular function (GO): RNA polymerase II cis-regulatory region sequence-specific DNA binding; DNA-binding transcription repressor activity, RNA polymerase II-specific
Source: RefSeq, marked provisional